GAAUAUUAGGAAAAGCGCUGAGUUCCACGUGUCUCUGCUCAUGGCGCGAAGCCUCCCAAAUUCCGUGCACUCGUCGGUGAUCGUACCACGAGCUCAACUCAAUUCUUCCCCCACCCAACCUCAAUUCUCAGCUCUGCAUCAUUUCUAAAAUUUCCUUUUCCUUCUUUUGUUUUGGAAGAUAAAAAGAAAUGACUUCUCUUGUUGCACACUAUCUCCGGCGGCAAAUUUAUCAAAUUUCAGUUCAAAUAAACCACAGCAAAGCUAAAAACUGCUUGUAUCCGAGUCGUAGAACUCGGUGGUUCAGUAGCGGCACUGAGUCGGCUGGGACCGAGUUCCUCGGAGACAACGCGUACGACCUCUUAGGAGUUUCACAGACCAGCUCAUUCGCCGAAAUCAAAGCCUCGUUUCACAAACUCGCUAAACAAACUCACCCGGACCUCUCUGAGUCGAAGAACGAUUUCUCUGCUUCUCAGCGAUUUGUGGAAAUUCUCGCGGCCUAUGAGAUUCUUUCGGAUUCUGAGAAGAGGACCCAUUAUGACAGGUAUCUGUUAUCUCAGAGAAGGCCUAUGCAGAAACAUUCACAACAAGGAACAAGAAUAUCCACAUAUAAGCCCCAUGAUGUGACGACAUUUAAGCAAAUGGAAGUUGUUGAAUGGUUAAGGUGGUAUAGAUUUGCUAUAAAUGAUAUAGUGUCAAAUAAGAAGGUGGUUGUUGGAACAGGCUAUUUUGAUGAGCUUGAAAGGGAUUUUUAUUCUGCCAUAAAUGCAGCGUACUAUGGCCCUGUAAUUGAUUCAAUGGAUCUUCUUCCUGACCGCUUUGAAGCUGAGGAGAGAUCUGUUUAUGAAACUCCUGAGGUUCUGCACUUGGUUUCAGGGCGUGAUCUUUUUGGGAUGGUCUGCUUGGUCAAUAAACUUCCCAAAUUAUCUUUUUCCAGCAAUGAAAAAUUAACUUCAUUUGCAUCUAUGGGUUCAGGCAUGCAUCCUACAUUUGAGGAUAUGAGCAUCCACAUGAAAUCGGAUAAUGUGGAUGAUUUUGGAACUCCCUUGAUGGAAUCUCAGAAUGUUACAGAUCACACAUCAGAUGCAUAUAAAGAUCUAGAAUUACAUAUAUUUGGGAGGCUGGUUGCUGUGGCUACUAGACUCCCUCCUAAAAGCUAUUGCAAUGGGGUACAGAAUGAAGAUGCUCAAGACCAGAUACAUGUAUUUCUUAGUUCACAUGAAGAUCCAUCCAUGCAUAUUUGUGAAGGGUCCUCUAUAGAUCAGUUUUCUUGUGGUGCAGUUGGAUCAAGGAUUCCAUUGGGAACCAUAACUGGACUAGGGGCUGGCCCAGAAGAAGGGUCUUGCUUUGUCUAUGAUAGCAGUGGUACAAAAACCCAUGUGCUUAUGAAACAUAGAACAUUGCUGGUUAAGCACAUGCACUGGUUUGGAGUGGGAGAAGAAGUUUCUGUGUGUGAAUGUAGAUGCAGUAGAGCCCGUUUACCCCCAAGCAAAUUUUGGCUGUUCGAGCCUCGCAGUGCCAUGCAUGACAUUGGUGGUUGGUAUGUUGAAACAUUCGGCAGAGAUAAGAAAGGCCACACAGUCCUAUCACAAAGGUAUUGGGACGGAUUUGAUGCAGGUGAAGAGUUUGACAAGAGGCUCCAUCCAGCAAUGUAUUUGUUUUCUCUUGCAUAUAGAACUCUAGAUCUUGAAGAUGCCCAAAGAAGGAAAUCAAUGGUCAGGGAUGCUGUUGAAGGGCAGCUGUAUAGAAUUCUCAGUUGGUGCAAGAAAAUUGUUUAGGAUGGAUACCACAUAGCCUUCUGAUGCUAUAAAUGCUUCAUUUCUGAUCUGAGAUGACUAUCUGUUGAUUAGCAUUCAUAUUCAAUUGCACAAGAGUUUCAGGAAGCAGAGUUGCACUGACUGCUAUUUAUGCAAAAGGAAUAAUUUUGUACCCUGCUAUUGUUGUUAACAAAGGAGCCUUGGGAGAUGAAAUAUAAUUGAAGAACAACUUUCAGAAUCUCCUGACAUUACUAGAAGCAGCUUUCUGACACUAUAAACAGUUCAGCUGUCUGCCAUGGGAGAACGGUUCGUUUUGAGGUCAAAGAAAGCUUAAGUUUCACUGGUAGUGAUUUCUGCACAGUUUAUCAUCCAGUAUCUUGUGUUAGCACUCAUGAAGAUGAUAUUUGGGAUAUAAACGGGAAAUUGUUAUCUUUGUUUUUGCUGAUAGGAUUCCUUGGGUAAGGAAUGUACCUGUUCAGGCAUUGCAGUUUAGGCAUCAUAAGAGAUCUAAUUUCUUGGAAAAUCAGCUCGGUUAAUGUGGAGAAUGAGAAGAGAAUCAAACUUUUUUUCCUGGCAGGUCGUUAUCUAUCUGGUGGAGGCUAAUAUUUGAAGGAUACAGUGAUAUUUAGCUAGAGCUCUGUUAUAUCUAUUUAGGUUUGCCUAGCUAUUUCCAUGUCUAUUUUGUAUUUUUCUUUAUCAUAAUAAGCUGAAAUGCUUGUUUGAAAGCCUGGGUUAUGUUGUCUUUUCUCCAUUCAUGAAUUAAAUGUAUAGGCAAGUUGUAUAUUAGACAAAUAACGAUCAGUACUAUUAAUCAUAACAGUGCUCAUGUUUCAAAA
Messenger RNA from Quercus robur (English oak), 2590 nucleotides. RefSeq lists its product as uncharacterized. Lineage: Eukaryota; Viridiplantae; Streptophyta; Magnoliopsida; Fagales; Fagaceae. Bases 189 to 1775 code for a protein of 528 amino acids. The transcript is spliced from 5 exons. The record is from RefSeq and is a predicted model, not a curated record.